Molecule: messenger RNA, 3237 nt
Organism: Sardina pilchardus (European sardine)
Lineage: Eukaryota; Metazoa; Chordata; Actinopteri; Clupeiformes; Clupeidae
Gene: ipo13a
Product: importin 13a
Exons: 21
Coding region: 200-3076 (958 amino acids)
Biological process (GO): protein import into nucleus
Cellular component (GO): cytoplasm
Molecular function (GO): small GTPase binding
Source: RefSeq, a predicted model, not a curated record
UAGGCCUACUUGUCAAAAUUCAGACUGUCUGGUCGCCUGCUUUGAGAGGAUCCGAUUAAAGGAGUCGAAAGGGCGCCGCUCAUGCGCACGUUUGGACUACGCGAAUUGUGUUGACGAUGACCCCAGUGUUCACGCCCUGACACUCCAACAAUCGAUUAUUUUGCGCUUCUUCGCACGGUUUCUGUAAACUGAGUCAAACAUGGAGUCCGGCUCAGCUCAGACGGCUGAGUUCACCGUGGAAGCUGUGGAGAGGGCUCUCCAUCAGCUUUAUUAUGAUCCGGACAUGGCCCAGAAGAGUGUGGCUCAGAAGUGGCUGACUCAGGCUCAGAUGUCUCCACAAGCCUGGCACUUCUGCUGGGCUCUCCUCAGUCAGGACAAGGUCCCAGAGGUCCAGUUUUUUGGAGCAAGCACCCUGCACGCCAAGAUCUCGAGGAGCUGGAGCGACCUUCCCACAGAGCAGCACGUCUCCCUCAGGACCCAACUCAUCGCCCAGGUCGGCCAUUUCGCCAGCGGGCCCAAGAUGGUGCUGACCAGGCUGUGUGUCGGCCUGGCCUCGCUGGUCCUCCACACCAUGCCAGACUCCUGGCCCACGGCUGUGCCCGACCUGCUGCAGGCCUUCCAGACAGGACAGGGCAUCACCACCGGGGCCGAUGGCCGUGCUCGCUGCCUCGCCAUGCUGGAGCUCCUCGCCGUGCUCCCCGAGGAGUUCCAGAACAGCAGGGUCCCAGCGGCGCGGCGCUCCCAGCUACGGAGCGCUCUGGCUGGGCAGUGGAGCGCCGUCUGUUCCCUCCUGCAGCAGCUCCUGAGGCAAGCCGACUCCCCGACACAGGUGAAGAUGCGGGUGCUGCGCUGCCUGGCCUCCUGGAUGGCUCUGGACGUCUCUCUGGGGGACAGCGAGGGGCUGCUGCAGGACAGCUUCAGCACGCUGGCAGACCCGGAGCUGUUUGACACCGCAGUGGAGACUAUCGUUAGCACCAUCUCCCAGCCUGACGCCCAUAGGUUUGCUGACACCUUGGUCAAGUUGGUGCCUCAGGUUCUGGGCCUGCAGGAUCAGCUGAGGAAGGCUGUGGAGACAGGGGACAUGGAGACCUCUCAUGGCAUCUGCAGAAUCGCUGUCGCUCUCGGGGAAACCCACUGCAGGACCCUUCUGGAGCAUGUGGACCAGUGGCAAGGGUUCCAGGCGUUGGUCAACAUGAUCCUGUUUUGCACAGGCAUCCCUGGCCACUACCCUGUGGACGAGACCACCAGCACUCUCACGCUCACCUUCUGGUACACACUGCAGGAUGACAUUCUGUCCUUUGAUGCAGAUCGACAGGCACUUUACCUGCAGAUGUACAGGCCCUUGUAUUUCCAGCUGGUAGAUGUUCUCCUGCACAAAUCCCAUUUUCCCAGUGAUGAGGCUUUCGCCUCUUGGUCAUCUGAUGACAAGGAGCAGUUCAGAAUUUACAGGGUAGACAUCUCAGACACUCUGAUGUAUGUGUAUGACCUGCUGGGGCCCGAGCUGCUGAGGAACCUUUAUGACAGACUUGGCCGCCUCCUGACUGAGUCAGGACGAACAGCCUCCUGGCAGGAUAUAGAGGCACUUCUGUUUGGGUUUCAGUCCAUCGCUGAGACUGUCGACGUCAGUUACUCUGAUGUCAUCCCAGGCCUGGUUGGCCUGAUCCCCUUGAUCAACGUUACCAAUGUGGAGCUGGCAGAUACCGUCAUGUUCACCAUAGGGUCUCUGGGGGAGUGGCUGGCAGACCACCCUCUCAUGCUCGGCGGGAUUCUGCCCGUGGUGCUCCAGGCUCUGACCAAUCCGGACCUGUCCGUGUCCAGCGUCUCUGCCCUAAAGAGGAUCUGUCGCGAGUGCCGGUACAACCUCCAGCCCCACACUGACAACAUCCUGGCUGUCACACAGGAUGUUCUUGUCAAACAGAUUCACAAGAGUGCCCAGUGUAUCUGGCUGAUGCAGGCCCUGGGCUUCCUGAUCUCAGCCCUGCCGGGGGAGCAGAUCCUGGGGAAGCUCCUGCCCCUGCUCAGCCCUCACCUCCAGCAGCUGGAGCACUUCACAAAGGAGACGCCUAACCCGUCCAACAAAUCAGCCAUAGUCCACAUCCUGGGCCUGCUGUCCGGUCUAUUCACCACGCUGGACACCAGCUCUGAGCGGGAGGGCUCUGAGGACAUGGCCAUAGCCCGACCAGCAGCACCACAACAUCCCGACCCCCACCCAGUUGUUGUUAUACUGCAGCAGUUCUUCCCUCUUAUUCAAGCUGUCCUCAGCAAGUGGCUUUCUGACUCCGAAGUAGUGGAAGCUGCUUGUGCCAUCUUUGACAAGUCCCUGAAGACCCUGCUGAGUAACUUCGCCCCCCUGGUGGCCCAGCUGAGUGAGCUGGUGGGGCAGAUGUACGGAGCCGUCCCCCAGGCUGCCGCUCUUGACCUCACGCGACAGCUUGUUCACAUAUUCUCUGGUGAGAAAGAACACUUUGCCCCGGUCAAGACACUACUUGAGCUACUGACCUCCAUCACGCUGGCUAUCUUUCAGCGAGAGCCAAGAGAUCAUCCUGACAUUGUGGAUUCAUUCAUGCAACUCCAUGCACAGGUGCUGAAAAGAAAAGCGGAGCUGUACCUCUCUGAGACAUUGGACAUCAAAGCUGUUUUCUACUGUGGAAUCCUGUCAUUCAAAUUCCCUGAGAAACCCACUGUGAAAUCUACAUGUUUGUUUUUUACAGAGCUGGUGCCCCACUGUGAAGACAUCCCUGCAGUGGGUGAGGUGCUGCAAGAGGAUGGGAAACUGCUCCUUCAGUCCCUGCUGGAGGGUGUGGGGGGCCAGGCACCCCGCAGUCUGAUGGAGUACUUUGCAGAGGUGCUGUUGUGCUUGAACCGCCACUGCCACAGCCCCAUGUCUGUGUGGAUGCAGGAGGUCAUGUUGAUACCCAACUUCCCCUCAGCACGCGUCUCCAUGGAGCAGAAGCAGACGUUCAGCCAACAAAUCCUCAGGGAGCAAACCAAUAAGAGGCGCGUAAGGGAAAUAGUGAGAGACUUCUCUCAGCAGUGUCGAGGUCUGCACGGCGCAGAGUACGCCGGUGAUUAUUGAACUGUCCCAACAUGAGAAGGGCUCACUAAACUGAACACCAAACACACUUUGAUAUUUUCGUGGACAUUGCUGGAAGGAAACGAGGCAUCUUUUCUAGGUUUUGACAUACUUAUGUGUGGUUGUUUGCAUUUGUAUGAUUUUAUUAAAAGGUUUGUGACGUU